GGUAGGCUAGAGGGGGGAGCUCCAGGCCUGCUGGCUGGGGACGCCGCCAUUUUGGGCGCUUCGCGGAUGGUGCUGGGGAGCGCGCUUCGUGCCUGAGCGCAGCCCGCGGCGGGGCCGGCCAGCCACCCUCUGGGACCAGCGUGAAGCAGCAGAGAAGGCGCGUCCCUCAGCCCAGUGUCCUGGUUCUGCGAUGAAGGCAGUUGAACCCUGUGUCCCCGUGUCUUCGCCCCUGCUAAUCUGCUAAUGCAGUAAAUUGGAAGGUUGCUGUUCCCAGGAUCCCCUGUAAUGGGCAAGGAGCCACUGAGAAGAACAUUUUUCUUUUAAUUUUUAAGCUUUGGUUUGAAAGACCAGCAUGUUUUGGAAAUUUGAUCUUCACUCAUCAUCCCACAUAGACACACUUCUAGAGAGAGAAGAUGUAACAUUGAAGGAAUUAAUGGAUGAGGAAGAUGUUUUGCAAGAAUGUAAAGCUCAGAAUCGCAAACUUAUUGAAUUUCUGUUAAAAGCAGAAUGCCUUGAAGAUUUAGUCUCAUUCAUUAUAGAAGAACCACCUCAAGAUAUGGAUGAAAAAAUCAGAUACAAGUAUCCAAACAUAGCUUGUGAAUUGCUCACUUCUGAUGUCUCUCAGAUGAAUGAUAGAUUGGGAGAAGAUGAAUCUUUGCUAAUGAAACUGUAUAGCUUCCUCCUAAAUGAUUCCCCUUUGAAUCCAUUACUUGCCAGUUUCUUCAGCAAGGUGCUAAGUAUUCUUAUUAGCCGAAAACCAGAACAGAUUGUGGAUUUCUUAAAGAAGAAGCAUGAUUUCGUAGACCUUAUCAUAAAACACAUAGGAACUUCUGCUAUCAUGGAUUUAUUGCUCAGGCUACUGACUUGUAUUGAACCUCCACAGCCCAGGCAAGAAGUGUUAAAUUGGUUAAAUGAGGAGAAAAUUAUCCAGAGGCUUGUGGGAAUAGUUCAUCCAUCUCAAGAAGAAGACCGACAUUCUAAUGCCUCGCAGUCACUCUGUGAAAUUAUCCGCCUCAGCAGAGACCAGAUGUUACAAGUCCAGAACAGCUCAGAACCGGACCCCUUGCUCGCCACUCUAGAGAAGCAAGAGAUUAUUGAGCAGCUUCUAGCAAAUAUUUUCCACAAGGAAAAGAACGAGUCGGCGAUCGUCAGUGCGAUCCAGAUACUGCUGACUUUGCUGGAGACACGACGGCCAACAUUUGAAGGCCAUAUAGAAAUCUGCCCACCAGGCAUGAGUCAUUCGGCAUAUUCAGUCAACAAAAGUGUUUUAGAAGCUAUAAGAGGAAGACUUUCAGCUUUCCAUGAACUCCUGCUUGAGCCUCCCAAGAAAAGUGUUAUGAAGACAACAUGGGGUGUGUUGGACCCUCCUGUGGGGAAUACUCGCUUAAAUGUGAUCCGACUGAUCUCGAGCCUCUUACAAACCAACACAAAUAGUGUCAAUGUGGACCUCAUGGAACUCAACAGCAUUGGCGUGAUCCUGGAUAUGUUCUUCAAAUAUACAUGGAAUAACUUUUUACAUACUCAAGUAGAAAUCUGUAUUGCCUUGAUUCUUGCAAGCCCUUUUGAAAGCCCAGAAAAUGGCACUGUUACUGAUCAAGAUUCCACUGGUGACAAUCUUUUACUGAGACACCUGUUUCUUAAGUGCCAGUUAGUGGAACGAAUACUUGAAGCCUGGGAAAUGAAUGAGAAGAAACAGGCCGAAGGAGGCCGACGCCAUGGUUACAUGGGCCACUUAACGAGGAUCGCUAACUGCAUCGUGCACAGCACGGACAAGGGGCCAAACAGCACGUUAGUGCAGCAGCUGAUUAAAGAGCUUCCAGACGACGUCAGGGAACGUUGGGAGACCUUCUGCAGCAGCUCUCUGGGGGAGACGAACAAGCGCAACACGGUAGACCUGGUUACAACCUGCCAUAUUCAUUCAUCCAGUGAUGAUGAAAUUGACUUUAAAGAAACGGGGUUCUCGCAGGAUUCUUCUUUACAGCAAGCCUUUUCUGAUUAUCAGAUGCAACAAAUGACGUCCAAUUUUAUUGACCAGUUUGGCUUCAAUGAUGAGAAGUUUGCAGAUCAAGAUGACAUUGGCAAUGUUUCUUUUGAUCGGGUGUCAGACAUCAACUUUACCCUCAAUACAAAUGAAAGUGGGAAUAUUGCCUUGUUUGAAGCGUGCUGUAAAGAGAGGAUACAGCAGUUUGAUGAUGGAGGCUCUGAUGAGGAAGAUAUUUGGGAAGAGAAACACAUCGCCUUCACUCCAGAAUCCCAGAGACGCUCCAGUUCAGGGAGCACAGACAGUGAAGAAAGUACAGACUCUGAGGAGGAAGAUGGAGCAAAACAUGAUUUAUUUGACUCCAACAAUGCUAACCCAGAGGACAAAAUGGAAGUGGAUCUGAACGAACCACCCAACUGGUCAGCCAACUUUGACGUGCCCAUGGAGACGGCGCACGGGGCCAGCCUCGAUUCAGUGGGCUCGGACGUCUGGAAUACGGAAGAACCUAUGCCAACUAAAGAGACCGGCUGGGCUUCCUUCUCCGAGUUCACGUCCCCGUUGAGUACAAAGGAUUCUUUAAGGAGUAAUUCUCCAGUGGAAAUGGAAACCAACGCUGAACCAGUGGACCCCUUAACAACCAAUGCUGUUUCACUGGCAGCACCUCCGGAGGCCCCAGGCAGCGUGGCCAUGGAAGCCACGUCUGACGGAGAAGAAGAUGGCGAAAAUACAGACAAGGUGACUGAGACCGUGAUGAACGGCAGCAUGAAGGAGACGCUCAGCCUUACGGUAGAUGCUAAAACUGAAACUGCCGUCUUCAAAAGAGUGUUGAAAUCCUAUCGUGAAGAAGGGAAACUGUCUACCUCUCAAGAUGCUUCUUGUAAAUAUGUGGUGGAGGAGAGGACAGACAGCGGGGACGCCAGUCCUGCUGCUUCCCAGCCGGCGGGCCUGAGCCCCGAGCAGAGGCCUGAGCAGCCGAGCCUUUUAGGAGAGACUUCUGUUAACGGCCCUGUAUGAUAUGUAAUGUCUCCUGCUGUUGACUGAGGACUACAGACUGAUAGCCAUGGGUUAAAAAAAACGCUGUUUCUUGAGGAUUUCAUCCAGAGCCUGUCCAAGCCAGUCACUGCUGCACUAACUUUGCAAGGGAUCAGGACCAGCAACGUUUAUAUUCUAGAUUUUAAGACAUUGUACAGAGAAAUUCAGAAGUGUAAAAAUCUUGCACAUUGACAAAUACCAAGCAUUUUUGCCUAUGUUUAUAUUGUAUUGUUAUGAAUGGUGGGUGGCCUGUGGAGGAAGACCUUGCCCCCCUUGUAAUAAUAGUAGAGAUACUAGACUUCAGAUGGCUGUAAGAUUAGUUUUAUAAAAGUGAAUACACAGAUCUAUUGUAUUGGAGACAUAACUAUUUGACAAUUAGUGUGACCAAAGUCUUAGGCCGUUUUCAUACAUUUUUUCACCUUGUACAAAAUUCUGAGCUCAUUUUUCUUCCAGGUUGGCAAGAAGUUGUAGGUUUGAAAUGCCCUCUAAGGGUUAUUUUGGUUGUUCUGACUCUGAAAAGUGAUUUUAAAUAAGAAAUUUUGGGUGUUCUUUUUAUAACCAGUUUUUAAUUGGUAACUGUUUUCUGUAUUGUUCAAAACAGAUCAAAAUGUAAGUCUAUUGGUAGAGAUUUUAAGUAUUUAUUGCUACAACUUAGUUGACAAAUUGAUGUUACUGUAAAGCCAUAUGUUCUGUUCAGUCUUGUUUGCUUGAAAUGAUUCCUCACGCCGGUGAAACACUAGGUUCUUUGGAGUGGAUAUGGCUUGUGGUUUGGGCUUUGGGGCUUGGUUCUUUAGUUUUCGGUAGUCCACCUGCCUUUUAACCCAUUCGUUCACCAGAUUGUACCUUGUUAGCCAAGCAUUACAAAUGAACGUUUCAGAACAAUCUGCAUAUUUAUAAAACUCUACUCAGAUCAGGCAAGUCACAGGAGUCAGUGCACGCACUGCUAAUAGAAUUAGCAUGCGUUUCUCUCUUUUUUUUUUUGGUUUUUUUGGGCAUAGCAUUUUCAAAGUACAAAUCAAAAUUGGGCACUUGAGCAUGUUAAUUGUUUUCCUGUACCUUGUGAAGUUUUCACUCGUAAAUUCUAAGCCAGUGUAUUUUUUUAGACCUGGUUUGUGUAUAUAUAGUGAUUAUGGAUACUAAUUCAUUGUAAUUUAUAAUUUUCUAUGUCAGUAUAAAAUCCAGCCACCUUCUCCAACAGCAGAAGCGAUGGGCCGCAUGUCGCCGUGUUGUCCGUCUGGUGAAGGGGUCACUCCUAGGUUACCUCUUGCACUUUUAGAUGCAAAUCAGUUUUUCAUUUCUGUAAUAGAAAGUUCUUCACCUAUUUUUAUGUCAUUUGUUUUUUUCCUGACCAGUAUUUAAAACCAAAAGGAUACUCUGAACGAUGGCCAACGAUUUUUUAGAAAUAGCCUCCCAAGCAGCGUGCCUAAACAUUCAUUACAUUACAUACAGAAAUAAAAAAAAAAAAAAAAAAAAAUCAAACAUAUGAUGAAUUAUGGCUUAUUCCUUUUUCCAUUUCCAAUGG
This is a messenger RNA of Sarcophilus harrisii (Tasmanian devil), 4535 nucleotides long. It is a transcript of the gene PPP6R3, whose product is annotated as protein phosphatase 6 regulatory subunit 3. The transcript is spliced from 26 exons. The coding region runs from base 353 to 2995 and encodes 880 amino acids. Gene Ontology annotation, molecular function: protein phosphatase regulator activity; protein phosphatase binding. The record is from RefSeq and is a predicted model, not a curated record. Lineage: Eukaryota; Metazoa; Chordata; Mammalia; Dasyuromorphia; Dasyuridae. Gene Ontology annotation, cellular component: nucleus; cytosol.